This is a messenger RNA of Vespula pensylvanica (western yellowjacket), 3075 nucleotides long. RefSeq names its product armadillo repeat-containing protein gudu (gene gudu). The coding region runs from base 879 to 2975 and encodes 698 amino acids. The transcript is spliced from 10 exons. Lineage: Eukaryota; Metazoa; Arthropoda; Insecta; Hymenoptera; Vespidae. Gene Ontology annotation, molecular function: protein binding. The record is from RefSeq and is a predicted model, not a curated record.
AUCUCUAUCUCUCUCUCUCUCUUUUUUUUCUCUCUAUCUCUCUCUCAGUUCUUUAUUUUUGUAUUAAUGUUUUGUUAAUGCAUUAACAAUUCGCGAAACUGAAAAUCUGAGAGUGAAACAAACUUUGACAAAAACAUACAAUAAAUUAUUAUUAUUAUAAUUUUUUAAUUAUCUCAUUAUUUUCUCAUAAUUUUUAACCAACACAGUUGCGUAGGAUAUCGUUAAAAAGCUUAACAACUGCUUUUCCGUUAUUUUUAAUUAUUCUUCAAAUUUUUAAGUAAAAAUUCAUCUUACAAAUAAAUCUUGCAAUCAAUAAAAUGUAAAUACACACCAGCAAACAUUACAACUUAAUCCGUAUCGAUAAUAUACAUAUAUCAUUUAAUGUUCAAUUUUGCAACAAAAAUCUUAAUUUUAUAAACUGUGUUAGAUCUUUAUUAAUUAAUCAAGGUAUUCUAAUUUGCGAAUUAAAUGGUCGAGGAAGUCUUUAAUAAAGCACAAGUUAUAUAAAUAAGAAUUCUUCAUGACCGUGUUGAACGUUAUCGAAUAUUGUUCGAAAAAACAAAAAAAAAAAAAAGAAAGAAAGAAAGAAAUAAAUAAACAGAUUUUUACACAUCGUGUCAUAUAAAGAUUGAUAAAUAAAUGCAUUUUUAAAAAAAUAAAAAAUUGAACUUUUAUUCGACUUUCGUUUGGAUACCGACCAUUUAUGUAAAUCGUCUAUCGAACGAUUGUUUGAUCAAUAAUUCGUUUAUACUUAUCGUUAAUAAUGUGUCAUGCUCUUUAAGAACUUUUUAAACAUCAUUGCUUUUCAAUAUGACAGUGACACAAUUAUAUUGUAAUUAUUUAAUUUAUUAAGAAAAAAUAUCACACAGUACAAGAAAAUGCCACCAAAAAGAAAAAAAGAUGAAGCUGUAGUAGACACAUUUAUACCUGAAUUUGAGCCAGAUGUAUCAGAGAUAACAGAAAUUGAUCCACAGAAACCAUUAAUAUCUAUAGUCACUGGAGAGCCCUUUGGUCCAAAAAUUUGUUAUGUUACGGAAAAGGAGGAGGAUGAGAGUUCAGACGACGAACCAGAAUCUGAAGGAGAUGACGACAUGAGAUUUUUGAAAACUGAAGUGUCGGAUGUUUCCUCUGAAUUCUGGAUUAUGCAAAAGCUAAUAAAAUAUAUGAAAGCUGGAAAUCAAACGGCUACCAUAAUAAGUUUAUGUCUACUUAAAGAUUAUGAUCUUACAAAUAGAGCAAUCCAAAAGACUAUAGAAAAAAUAGGAGGAUUGGAAAUUUUGGUUAAUCUUUUGGAAACAAAAGAUAUGAAAUGUCAAAAUGGAUCUUUAUCAGUCUUACUACUAAUAGUCACUUCAGGUGAAAUGCGUCGUGCUCUUAUUGAUUAUGGUAUUGUGUCAUCACUCAUUCAAUUACUAAAACAUCCUGUUAGAGACAUUCAAAUACUAGCUGCUGAAAUUAUGGCUAUUAUUGCACGAGUAAGAAAAGCUAGAAAACAGAUUAGAAUUCGUGGUGGUGUACCUCUAAUACUAGACAUUAUGGAUAUACCAGAUAACGUCCUUCUUCAUUCUUUUGAUGAAUUAAAUAAUGUUCAAAAGGAGUUAAUUAGCGUUGCUAUAGGUGGUGCUAAAGUAUUAAACUCUAUAGCAAAGAGCCCAAAAAUUAAAGCAGAACUUCAUAAGCAUGGAGUUGUCCAACUUAUGGCACGUUUCUUAAAGAGCGUUCACACUAAUUUAAUAAUUCCUAUCAUGGGAACGGUGCAACAGUGUGCAGAUCUGGCAGUGUGCAGAUUCUCCUUUGAACAAAUGGAUAUUAUUGCGGAUAUAGUAUAUCAUUUGAAAAAUGAAGAUAUGAAAUUGAAAGAAAACUGUGCCUUAGCUAUAUUCAAAUGUGCAGUAAAUAAAAUAACUAGCAAUAUGGUUAGAGAGGCUGGUGGUUUAGAUCCUUUAUGUAAACUUAUACGAGAUGAGAAUGUUCACGCGAAUAAACAUUUAUUAGUCGCCGUAACAGGUGCUAUUUGGAAAUGUGCUGUAUGUCCGGAGAAUGUAAAACGAUUUAAUCAAAACAACUUAGUAGCAUCUCUAGUUCCUCUUCUUCAAGAAAAUGAAGAAGAAGAUGUUUUAUCGAAUGUAGUUGGCGCAUUAGCUGAAUGUUGCAAAGAUCCCGUAAAUAGAGAUAUCUUAAGAACGCACGAGGGAUUACCAAAGUUAAUUAAACUAUUGAGUUCUACUUAUGAACCAUUGUUACAAAAUAUACCGUUAGUAAUGAAAGAAUGUGCAGAAAAUACACAAUGUAUGGAUAUUAUUAAUGAUCCUGGACAUAAAUUAGACGGGGUUCGUUUAAUAUGGUCUCUGUUAAAACAUCCCAACGAUAUUAUCAAGACAAAUGCUUGUCUUGCUUUAGUCCCAUGCAUCAAAUACGCUAAAGAUUCUCCUGAAAUGGUGCGAGCUUUCGUAGGUGGAUUGGAACUCACAGUCAGUCUCUUGGAUAGUACUAAUCCUAAAGUACUCAGUGCCGUUUGCGCUACAAUUGCUGUAAUAGCGUUAGAUCCUGAAAAUCUUGGUAUAUUAACAGAUCAUGGAGUGGUAUCAAAAUUAGCCUGUCUUGCAAAAACAGAUAAUGAAGACCUGCGCGCUAACCUAACUUUAGCUAUUGCUUAUUGUUGCGAAUGGGGUGAUAAUAGUUCUGAGUUCGGUAAACUUAGAACCGUUGCCCCUCUUGUUGGUUAUAUGAAUAGCAAGAACAAGGCUGUCCUUAAAGGAGUUUGUAUAGCGAUGUAUCAUUUAAGUAAAGAUCCUAUAAACUGUGUAACCAUGCAUAAUUGUGGUAUUAUAAAGCACAUGUUACGAUUGAUCGGUUCGGAGGAUCCAGAAGUACAAAUUGCUGCUGCAAGUACAAUUAGGCAUAUUAGAAAGCUUGCAUUAACAGCAGAAAAAUUACACUUCAGAGAAAUGAUUUUCACCAGGAGGUGGUUUUAGAGGUAGAGGAGGUGGUCGUGGAGGUGGUAGAGGUGGUGGUGGUGGUGGUGGUGGAAGAGGCGGUGGCCGCGGAGGCAGUAGUUUUGGAAGAGGAGGUGGC